AGUAAGGAAACGCAGUCGCGAAGUUUUACUGAGCAAAGGUUUGAAUCUGGAGGUUUUCCCGAGUCACUUUCCCUACCGGUAAUUAGAAUAUAUUUUUCGUGCACUGCAUGAUAUGGCGCGCGUAAAGCUGUUGCUUAUAUUCCUACCGAUCGUGGCUCUCUGUGCGGCGCAGACUCAGCAAGAGAGUGAACUCGGGCGAGAUGGGGGCGAACAGACGAAGGAUGACGACUAUUAUCUCAUGGUUGCACUGGAUAAAGUCGUAUACAAAGCGGGUGACCGUGUAAUGUUUCGCGGACUGUUAUUUUAUCACAAGAAUCCAGUACCAGCUAGGGUCCAAAAUGUCGCCGCGACGCUUAAGGAUGCCUAUGGUGAAAUCGUGGAGAGUAAAACGGAUAUCCCUUUCAAAAACGGCGCCGAUAUUGCUGUCUUCGAAAAUGCAUUCCUGCCAUUGCCCUUUAAGCGGAAUUACCGAGACUGGACUGUGGAGGUCGUAACCACCCUGAUUAAUGGGCAACGCUUAUUAAAGAUCCAGAAACUGAUGGAUGAUGUGUUCGCAGACGAACUGGAUUAACAGCCUAGCCCGUGUAUGGAACCUGGACUGACUAUAAAUUGGAAAGAGGAAGCGACCGAUACUGGAAGGCCUAAAGUGAAGCGGCUCUAGAUGCCGAUGACUAACUCCUAAUACUUAUAACUCUUAAACAACACACAGACUAACAGUUAGCUGCGAGUUUACAAUAAAAUUUGAGCCAGACUAGUGAGGCUGGCAUACUACGCGUAAUCGAAAUUCCGAUUUUAUUUAGCGGUUCAUAAUCAUUGUGCGACGUGGAAUAAAGCUCAAAAAUAUUGA
Paramacrobiotus metropolitanus is the source of this 847-nucleotide messenger RNA. RefSeq lists its product as uncharacterized. The transcript is spliced from 4 exons. The coding region runs from base 113 to 571 and encodes 152 amino acids. The record is from RefSeq and is a predicted model, not a curated record. NCBI's taxonomy places the organism in Eukaryota, Metazoa, Tardigrada, Eutardigrada, Parachela, Macrobiotidae.